AUGCUGUGCCGUGGGGUACUGUGGCACGGUUCUGCUGGGUACCGCAGCGGGCACACGGGCACGCUCUGCCGCGCUGACACCGGAGCGGGGGUCCGGGCACGCUGUACCGCGCUGGCUCCUGGCACUGCUGUCUCACUUGCUUUUUUUUCUCCUCCUCUUUUCCGCCGCGCUCACAAGGCUGCCAAACAGAUCAAGGAUAGCGUGGCCAUGGCACCCGCCUUCCGCCUCUCGCUCAAGGCCAAGGUGAGCGAUAACAUGAUCCACUUGAUGGUGGAUUUCGCCCAGGAACGCCGCAUGCUCCAGGCCCUCGCCUUCCUGCCAGGUGACACGCUGAUCGAUGGUGACGACCACUACUGGGAGGUGCGGUACGACCGGGAGAGCAAAGCUUUCGGCGUGGGGGUGGCGUAUCGCAGCCUGGGUGACACGCUGAUCGAUGGUGACGACCACUACUGGGAGGUGCGGUACGACCGGGAGAGCAAAGCUUUCGGCGUGGGGGUGGCGUAUCGCAGCCUGGGCAAGUUCGAUCAGCUGGGCAAGACCUCGGCCUCCUGGUGCCUCCACCUCAACAACUGGCUGCAGGUCAGCUUCAGCGCCAAGCACGCCAACAAGGCCAAGGUGCUGGACGUGCCCGUGCCCGACUGCAUCGGCGUCUACUGCAACUUCCACGAAGGGUUCCUGUCCUUCUACAACGCCAGGACCAAGCAGCUGCUCCACACCUUCAAGGCCAAGUUCACGCAGCCGGUGCUGCCUGCCUUCACG
Opisthocomus hoazin is the source of this 759-nucleotide messenger RNA. NCBI's taxonomy places the organism in Eukaryota, Metazoa, Chordata, Aves, Opisthocomiformes, Opisthocomidae. The record is from RefSeq and is a predicted model, not a curated record.